Messenger RNA from Myxocyprinus asiaticus (Chinese sucker), 2171 nucleotides. It is a transcript of the gene map2k2b, whose product is annotated as mitogen-activated protein kinase kinase 2b. The transcript is spliced from 11 exons. Gene Ontology annotation, molecular function: protein kinase activity; ATP binding. The record is from RefSeq and is a predicted model, not a curated record. Bases 606 to 1871 code for a protein of 421 amino acids. Lineage: Eukaryota; Metazoa; Chordata; Actinopteri; Cypriniformes; Catostomidae. Gene Ontology annotation, biological process: protein phosphorylation.
UUCGGAUGUUUUUCUGGGUCGAAAAUCAACACCGCACCUUGAGCAUCUUCUACCGGGAUAUCCCGCUCACCGGGACCGGUUCUGCUCUCCACCGUGUUCCCGAACUCGUUGUCCGUUCACAUGAGAGACAUUGAGAGCUCACAGACGCUUUAAAAAGCUCCGCAGACACACAGACUGGUGCUAAAUGGCUAACAACACCAUGUGACUUACAUAUAUGUUAUAUAAAUAAUAUUAAAGUAAUAUCAUAUAGUCAUAUAUCAAUGAUAAUUAUAUUAGUAUCCAGCUGAAGCUAUGUGAAAGGCUGCUGCUUGUUAUUAUGGUCACUUAAUAGGGACCUUCAUGCACUUUUGAUCCUAAGUUGGUUUUAAAUGUGAUUUUUCAUAAUGAGUAUAUGAUCUAGAUAGUGCACGUGUUAAUCAGAUUGUGUUUGGAUCUACAGGUAGUUUGAGAGUUUUUUAAACUGACUAAGUAUUCAGACUGAUUUAGGAACUUGUUAAGCUUGAUGACAAGCUUUAUAUUACAUGCAUUGUUGACUAAAGCUCAGUCUGAGCUUGCAUUUCACUACACCAGAGGUUAAAGGUCUCAUCAGGCUUUUUAAAUUGAGCAUGGCUCCCAAAAAGAGACCAGAGCCGAUAGUCAUAACUGGAGCCGGAGAAGCACAGACAACCUCCACGUCCAUAGAUGCUGCAUCAGUAGCAAAUCUCGAGGCGCUUCAGAAGAAGUUGGAGGAGCUGGAUUUGGAUGAGCAACAGAAGAAGCGUCUGGAGGCUUUCCUCACACGGAAAGCCAAUCUGGGUGAACUGAAGGACGAUGACUUCCAACAUAUCUGUGAACUGGGCGCAGGAAAUGGAGGUGUGGUUCAUAAAGUGUCCCACAAACCUUCUGGACUCAUAAUGGCCCGGAAGUUAAUUCAUCUGGAGAUCAAGCCAGCGAUCAGACAUCAGAUCAUCCGAGAGCUGCAGGUUCUGCAUGAGUGUAACUCUCCGUAUAUCGUGGGUUUCUACGGGGCGUUUUACAGUGACGGGGAGAUCAGCAUCUGUAUGGAGCACAUGGACAGAGGUUCUUUGGAUCAGGUCUUGAAAGAGGCAUGCAGAAUUCCUGAGGAGAUCUUGGGGAAAGUCAGCAUAGCUGUAUUAAGGGGUCUCGCUUACCUUCGAGAAAAGCACCAAAUUAUUCACAGAGAUGUGAAACCCUCAAAUAUUCUGGUGAAUUCUCGUGGGGAGAUCAAACUGUGUGACUUUGGAGUGAGCGGCCAGCUCAUCGACUCCAUGGCCAACUCUUUUGUGGGCACACGGUCGUACAUGUCGCCGGAGAGAUUGCAGGGCACUCAUUACUCCGUACAGUCUGAUGUGUGGAGUAUGGGUCUGUCUCUGGUGGAGUUAGCCAUCGGCCGGUACCCCAUCCCACCACCUGAUGCUAAAGAGCUGGAGGGGAUCUUCGGCAGAGCUAUGAUUGAUAUCAGCGAGUCAGAGACGUACAGCACCUCUCCACGACCCAGACCCCCGGGCCGUCCCGUCAGCGUGCUAAAAGUUCCCGAAGUUGAAGAAACAUCCAUGUACGGACACAGUAUGAUUUACAGAGGUUCUCGUUCUCAUACAGGUCACGGUCCAGUAAUGGCCAUAUUUGAGCUGCUGGAUUAUAUAGUCAAUGAGCCGCCCCCUAAACUCCCUCAUGGCGUCUUCACUGCAGAUUUCCACGACUUUGUGACCAAAUGUCUCAUUAAGAACCCUGCAGACAGAGCGGACCUCAAGAUGCUCAUGAAUCACACGUUUAUAAAGCGCUCAGAAGUGGAGGAAGUGGACUUCGCUGGAUGGUUGUGUAAAACUCUGGGACUCAGUCAACCCAGCACACCCACACGAACAGCUGAAUGACACACACACCAGAAACCUGACAUGCUUCCCAGUACAUAAUAUAAACAUUUGCAACCAUAUGUGAUCAAAUUGUGUUAUGAAGGCAUAUGCGCAGUCUAAUGUGAACACGAGCGUGCAACAUUACAGAAUGUGCUCAAGGAACACAUGCACAGCUGAUUAUUUAACACUUCUUCUUUCACAUAACAUGAGUGAAUCUCACAAAACCUGUCUAGAACAUCUGAUAUUUCACUCCAAAAUCAAAUGAUAUUUUUCAAGAAGUAAAUGACAAAUGAUAAGAAAAUAAAGCCGAUUUUAGCACCA